Trematosphaeria pertusa is the source of this 4624-nucleotide messenger RNA. RefSeq lists its product as uncharacterized. Gene Ontology annotation, cellular component: nuclear pore. The transcript is spliced from 3 exons. NCBI's taxonomy places the organism in Eukaryota, Fungi, Ascomycota, Dothideomycetes, Pleosporales, Trematosphaeriaceae. Gene Ontology annotation, biological process: RNA export from nucleus; protein import into nucleus. The record is from RefSeq and is a predicted model, not a curated record. Gene Ontology annotation, molecular function: protein binding; structural constituent of nuclear pore. Bases 219 to 4484 code for a protein of 1421 amino acids.
GUGCCUGCCGCUCAUUGCCCCCAGAGCGCCAGGCGCCCGCAGCUUUCACUAUUUUCAACAAAAGCUUCGGCCUCUUCCGCCCGAGCCCGCCCAGGCUCUCACGCUCCUUUUCCUCGUCGCCUGUAUUUCAGCGCGCAGCUUCCUCCGAUGCGGGCAUUCGACCACUGAUUCGCAGAACACCCUCGCGCGAGAUCCGACCGGAGUACCUCCUCGCGAGCAUGGCCUUCCACUUCAACCAGACGCCCUCUGUAAACGUCGGCGCCGAGCUUGCGGAGAUCAACCCAGAGGUCAUUGGCUUCUCCACUGUGGGCCAUGGGCUGGAAGGCGUGAAGAAACUCAAGUUGCUCCCCGCGCCCUGGCCGAACGACAAUGUGCCUCCAGCUUCGGCCACCCUCCUGUCCGUCGCCUCGGAGCGCCGUCUGCUCGCCGCAGCUGCACCCGACACCCUCAUCCUAGCUUCCACAGACAGCGUCCGCAAAGCGUUCCACGAACAGGCCACCAAGGAUGAUGUCGUCACCGACUUCACGCCUGACUUUGCUCUUCCGGUGCCGCGCCUCCGCCACGUCGUCUUCUCCUCGGGCGAAGACUUCCUCGUGCUCAGUCCAGAAAACGAAGGGGGCCUGGCUGUAUAUGGCGUGGACAAUCUUCUUCGGGGGCAGACACAGCCAGACAUGCGAAUAGGCACAGACAACACCCCUCUUCGGGCACUAUUGCCCAACCCAAACCCGGCCAUGGAGCAGUAUAUGGCUGUGGUUCUGGAUUCGGGACAGCUCAGCAUUAUAGACGUCACGAGCACCCAACAGCCAUCGCCUGUACGGACCGAGGGUGUUGCUUGUGUCUCAUGGAGCGUACGCGGAAAGGCAUUUGUGGCUGGGUCGACCGACGGAACUGCUACCGUUUAUAUGGCGGGCAAGAACGACCAACGGGGUCAUAUUCCACGUCCGCCCGAUGUGGAUGAGAGCUAUACUAUGUCGGCCGUGUACUGGAUCAACAACGAAGAAUUCCUCCUCAUACAUUCCCCCAAGGCCUCGCCAACAGAGGAUGAGGAUGCUAUGCAAGAAGAGCAGGACACAUUAUAUCAUUUCGUCAAGACCGACAAAGCCUUCGCCACCUUCUCUUUCAGCAAGUCUCCCUUCCCGCUCCUAUUCCCGCCUAUGGACGCCCCGCAUCGAAACCCGCCCCCUCGCUUCUCAGUAACUAGGCUUCGGAACUGGGAUCCGAUUCUCAACGAUAUGUUGAUUGUGGCUAGUGCAAACUCUUCCGACGUGGCCGUCCUCACGAAUACAAGCGAACCCAUGGCCCCGGACCAGGAAACCGUGAACGACUUUCACUUGACUAAUUUAAUCGAUAGUCGGAAGGCCCAGGUUCCGCAAAUGAGCUUAGGAGAACAAGGUGAUAGCGUCCUUAUCGGCGAGGCCUUGGAUCUCUCGAGCAAGGACAAGGUUCAGCGGCCUGCACCCCGGCUGGAGGAGGUGAACGAAUCAUCCACCCCGUUGCCUGAGUAUCUUCUACUUACUCACGAGGGUAUGCUGGCAGCAUGGUGGGUUGUAUGGGAUAAAUCAAUCGAAGGAGGGAUGGGCUACCACGGGCUCACAUAUGAAAAGCAGAAAGAAGCUGGAGCUACGCCAGCAAAAUCCGGUCCGUCAGAACAGAAGAUGGCGUCCGUAUUUGGGCAGCCAGCUUCCGCUGCUGGAAGUACGCAAGGGGGUCUACAAAUGAGACAGCCAGCGGCUACUUUUGGAACACCGUCUACUCCUAAGUUCGGAACGACAGGGUUCGGCAGCACAACGCCCACUUUUGGAAAACCCUCCCAGCCCGCCUUUGGUUCUGCAUCUACAUUUGGAGCUCAAGGAGGCUCCGCGUUUGGUGCGACCGGUGGUUUAGGUAGUCGCCAAUCUCCAUGGGGUUCGGCUCCGCAAACGUCGGCCUCUCAAACCUCCGCGACUCCAUUUUCCAAUGCGGCUGGAGGCCCCUCUGGUUUUGCCAGAUUUGGAACAAAUGCUCCCUCUGGAGGCUCCGCAUUCUCUAGUUUCGGGAGCACUAGUGGUCAGUCAGGGUUCGCCGCGCUUGGGCAGCAACAGAAGUCCGCAUUCGGAGGGACUACAAAUGGAUUCAAGGGCCUAAGUACAGAACCGAGCUUUGGCUCCACAGUUACGGUAGGCUCCGGUACGGGCUCUACCUUACCUUCCUGGGCGAACACCCCCGCGCAGCAGGGCGGGUCCAUCUUCGGACAAGGUACAUCCUCAUUUGCAUCUACCAAGGAGUCCGAUAUGAGCGAUGCCGAUGAAGCGCAGAACAGAGAGCGAGAUGAGGCUACACCAACCCCCCAAGGCCCACCACCUCAGCCAAAGAAUCUCUUUGGACUCCCAUCCGAUGGCUUCAAGCUCGGAAACUCAUUUAAAAGCGACGGAUCGACACAAGAGGGUGAACAGAAACCUGCACCGUCAGCUGGCGGGUUUAGCUUUGGCGUAGGUUUUGGUUCUGCCCUAGACGAAACAAAACCACCUGCAACCCCCAUUAAGCAACUAGAGCAGAAAGCUCCGCAGGCAGUCUCUACCACUCCGGCGUCGCCACCUAAACCGCCAAACCUAAUGUUUCCUGGGGCAACACCUGCAAAGGACACUUUAGCACCAAAGGCGCCGCCUCCGAAGGAAGAGCAGCUUGUCCCAGAAGAUGCCCCUCUGCCUCCCGAUCCCAUGACAUGGAAACCACCGAAAACGGACGAAGACCUUCCUCCGCUUGCUGGAAGUCCUCCCAUUAAGGUGGAGGCUCCAGAAUCAUCAUCGGUACCAUCAUCACCUCUACAAGAAGGUUCGGGGGAUAUCUCAGUCGAGGAGGAUCGAAGUGGCGAUGAAGAGACCGAAGAACCAUCGCCUUCGGAUGCCGCGCGCAGAUCCCGGCCCUCAAAAACUGGCUGGACACUUCAAGACAGUAUCAAUCAGUCUCCGCGCAUCUUCCCGGCAGCGCCCACUCCACCAGUCGUGAAGUCUAGGACCUCGUCUCGAUCAGGCAGGAGUACGUCUCCGCCUCGUCCUCUUUUUGGGCAUGCAUCCAAACCAGCUGCCCCUUUCGGCCAGGCUGCCAAGUCCACCCCGUCAUUUGGACAGCCCAAGCAGACUCCCCAAUCCGCCGUAACUGGCGGCUUCCCCAGGGCUCCUAUGCCUUUGACACCCUCGCAGAGCCGAGUACAAGAUAAUCUCCGCUCACCUAGUCCAGCGCGGGCGGCCUCGACCUCUGUGAUUGGAACGCGGAGGGAACCACUGACAGCUCCUGGCGCUUCAUUGAGCGCGUCGAUACAACAACAGCCGAAACCACCCACCCCUCAGCCCCUGGUUUCUGAUCUAAUUGAUGAUGAGGAUGAACGUAUCCGUCUGGAGCUUGCCAGCGAGAUUGAGCCCAGCAGGACGUUAGAUGCAUUCCUUGCACGCCAAGAAUAUAGCGGAGCAUCCAUCAACAAGACGGGCCAUGCUGCUCAGAUCGAAAUCGUGUAUAGGGACAUCAACAACAUGGUGGACACACUCGGCCUCAACUGGCGCUCUCUCAAGGCGUUUUUGGAGUAUCACCAACGACCCCAACGGAACAGUGAGGUAACCCGGAGAGCAUUAGAAGAAGUCGUAGAGCAGGGCGAGGACGGUCCUUGGUUCGAGAAAUGGUGCCUUGCCGAGAUUGAAGAUUUGAAGAAGCUUGAGAAUGAGCUUGAGCAGGAGUUGGAUAAGGGGCGUGUAGAGGACGUCCUUGACAAGCUUAGUCAACUAGCACGACUGCUCCGCGAGAAAGCUCGACUGAUGACGAAGCUCAACGAUAUCCGCCGUCAGAUUAUCAACCGCAAGGAUCCCGAGAAGGUAGAAGCGCUCCGCAAAGCGUCACUGCCUAAGGAGCUGGCCGAUCAGCAGAAAGGACUACGAGGCGACUACGCGCGUCUUCUGACGUUGCUUGGUCAAGCCGAAGAAGCAACGAUUCUUCUGCGUUCUAAGCUUGCUUCGCACAAUGCGGAAAAUGGAAAGACGGGAGCCGUUCCGACCGUCGAUGCUGUUAAGAGGACUAUAAACAAGCUCAUUACAGUCACGGAGAAGAGGAAUAGCGAGAUUGCUGUUCUCGAAUCCCAGCUCCGUAAGAUCGGCCUCUCAGAAUCCAGUCGGCCGAAUUCGUCUUCUUCUCGCCAGCUUGGAACGCCACGAGGGUCCCGCGGCCUUCGCAGCGAGAGCCCAUUUGCCACCCCGCCUACAAAUCGGAGCAGAAUGAGCUUGAGCGAGCUUAAUAGGAGGGCGCUGACACCGGAGGUCGAAUCAACGCCCACUAAGGGUUACGGCUUUUAUUACACGCCUGAAGGAAGCCCGACAACAGGGGAAGACCUGGCGAGGCUGGGUGAUAUGGUGGAUGAUAAUCUCCCCGAACUGAGGGAAACUGCGAAGCGAAGGAGGAAGAUUGCGGAAGGGCUUGCAACCGCUCUCGUCGAUAGAGGAGUCAAGGUGACAAGGGUCUGAUUCGGAGCAAACCGCGGAGGGGGAGGGUGGGCUGAUGGUAGUGUAUGAUUAGGCAUGCGUGGUGUUUGAAUACCGAAAUGCAUAUGGAAUGAUUGUGCGGUUUGAGCGAGCAUCUAAAUAUCAAAAUAUAUGUUCUGGCG